AUGAAUGAAUUUGACCAAUUAGUUACAAUUUUUAACAAUCCAAUCAAGAGGGAAAUAAAGAAACAAAUAGCACCUUAUGUUCUGAAAUAUUACAGCUUGGAUGACAUUAAAAAUGAGAAAAAUCAAACAAUUUUACAUUACUUCGCGAAUAAUACAAUAUUUAAGCACACAUCGUUAUUAAUAUCUCAUUUUAUGUCCACAAAUCACGCAGAUAUUGAUGGAAACAAUCCCUUACACUUUGCAUCAAAAAAUCCAGAAUUUUUCAUAAAAUUAGUAGAGAAUGGAUGCAAUUAUCUCCUCAAGAACAAAGAGAAUAUCACGCCUCUUCAAUUACUAGUGAAUAGUUCAUCAUUUGAAAAUUUUCAAUUCAUAAUCAACAAAUUAUCCAAAGAAAUCAAGUCAAAUAUAUACGAUUUACUACGUUACUGCAUUCUAAGCAAAAAGUACAAAAUGAUUCCGUUCCUAUUCACACAAUUUGAAACAGAAUGCAAUUUAUUGAUCCAAAGGACGACAUACAACAAUCUUUUCCAUCUUUUUACUAAUGUCUGCAUACUUGCACCUUUCCUUUUAUCUCUUUUCCCAGAAGAUCUCGAAAAACAAAUUAUUGAUUUAAAAUUUAUAAAUAAAUCAGGUUUGACUGACCGAAUCAACGCCAAAUUCGCAGGAAUAUACAUGAACAGUGAUAAUUCAACUCUACAGUUCCUAAAAACGGAAUGUCCGAAAUUAGCUGAAUUAUAUCUUUUUUUGAACAGUUUACACAUUCGUGGUGUUGCAAACUCGAUUACUAACUCAGAUAACAAAGAAUACAAAGAUUUUCUCAUAAGUAAUGAAACGAUUAUUCACAAAGCCGCAUCUUUGAGUGUAAUUUGCUUAGAAAAGAUUUUGGACAAGAAAAAUUGUGUUUACGAUGAAAAUCCACCAAUUUUCAGUUGUUUCCAAAACGAAAAAAUGGAUGAUGCAAUUGAUGUUUUUAUAAAAGUUGGUGCUGAUUUAAAUGUAAGAGAUUUACAUGGUAAUGAUCUUUUGUAUUACGCAAUUGCCGCAAAAUCUGGAAAAAUAUCUUAUUUUAUACAAAAUACUGAUUUUAAUGUUUAUGAAGACAUUAAAUUGGCAAUAGAGUUAGGAAAUAUUGAUGCCAUUGAUGAAAUACUAAAUAAAAUUCAUUUGGACAGCGCGAAAUUCCAGGAAUUAAUAGAUUUGUUGAAAGUUAAAACUGUUUUGGAAAAAUUCAUUGAAAAGAAUCAAAACAUCAACAAACUUGAUAUAUUGAAAUGGGCUUUCGAACGUAGAAACUUUUUCAUUGUUAGUUAUUUUCUUCAAUUAGAAAAUUCAACUGAAUUAAGGACAUCAAACAAUGAUAACAUUUUCCAUGUCAUUGCUUCAUCAUAUGAUACUUAUAUUAAGAACCAAACUAUCUUUGAUUUGAUAAAAGAUUUUAUAGCAGAGAAAACAGAUGGAAACAACUUGUUGUAUGAACAAAACAAUGAUAAAAAGACAGCAAUUGACUUAUUUUUCAAAUAUUACAAUACAAAAUUUUUAAAUAUUAAUUUUCUUUUGUUAAAAGAAUAUAAUUAUGACAAUCUUCAGCAGUUUCUUAAACAAUAUGGAGUUCCUGAUACAAAAAUCAAUGGAAAAUACUUGAUAUUCUAUUAUGUCGAGAAAAUAGAGUCAGAUACAGAAUUAUUAAAGUGUUUAAAGCUUUUUGAAGAAUAUAAUGCAAAGUUUACAGUUUCCCAUGAUGAAAAAUAUCCAAUAGAUAUUGUUUUGGAAAGAGGAUUCACUAAAUGCUGCAAUUUUUUGUUUGAACAUGGUUCUCUUUCUGUUUCUGAUAAGUUAAAGUUUGAUCAUCCUGUUUAUGAAUACAAUGAAGGCAAGAAAUCAUCGAAUUACACGAUAUAUGUUGAAGACAACAAUUAUUAUUUUGAACCAAUAACUUAUGACAAUUUUAGAUAUUGGUUAAAAGAAGAUUUCUCAAAGAUUUCGAAGAAUUUGAUAUGUUUCAUGCUUAGAAAAGGUCCUGACCAAGAUGAACUCAUUAAAUGUCUUUCUUACAUCGAAUAUUUAAGUAAGAAAAAGAAAACAAAUGAAAAAUAUUUUGCAAAUUCAACAGUUGAAUAUAGUAAUGAAUUUUAUCAAAUUUCUUCUGGAAGGAACAUGAAAAAAAUUAUGAGAUUCAUUAAAGAAACAGAGUCAUUGAGAAAGUACAUAACACCUAGGAUAGGAUACAUGAAAACAGAGAAAGCUGGUUUAGAUAUCAUUAAAAAUAUAAUUGAAGGAAAAAGAGAACAAAUUGGUCAAAAAGCUUGUUAUAGAUUAACUCAAUAUCGUUGUAUAAUUAAUUGCGAAAUUUCAAUGAUAAAAGUGUUUAGUGAUAAUAUGAAGUUCUGUAUGGAUGUAACACCUUUGUUUGAUCAUUGGAUGAAAUACCAGGACUGCCAUUUCUCUACUGCAGAAUUAAUCUUGAAACAUAUUAUUGAAUUCAAAAAAGAUGCUGUGAAUAUUUAUGUUGAAGUUGAUAAUAUAUUUAACAAAAAAUCAAGGUUGUUUUCAGAAUUGUUUAAGCUGUCUAUUGGUGAUAAAAAAUUCGAUGAGUGCUCAGAGAAAUACAAUGAUUUCGAGAUGAAAUCAUGCCACUUUGUAAGUCACAUAAUUAAUCAAAAAUUCAUCUCAAAUUACAUAAUUUUGAGAGAAAUUGGAAUUUCUUUGCCAAAUAUGACAAAAAUUGAAUUGUUUUUCAGAAAUAACAAAUCAAUACUCGCUAUUGAUGAUAGGGCUGCGUAUAUAGGAGAACUUAUUGAUGAGAAUCACGUAUUGUUCAAACGGAUAUUGAUGAAUGGAAAAUAUUAUGUCGAAUUUAAUUCAAAAACUCGCCCAACAGGAAUUAGAUUGAUUUCUAUUGACCAAGGAUCAAAAGAAAUAUAUUUUGAUGGCUUUUCAUCUCUAAGUAGCUAUGAUGGUUUCUCAUCUCCAAAUAACUCUGAUGGUUAUUCAUCUAGCGCUAAUUUCGAUUUUGGAUAUUCUCUUGGUGUUUAUUACAAAACACUUGAAAGAUCUAUUUUGUUCAAAAAGUAA
This is a messenger RNA of Trichomonas vaginalis G3, 3072 nucleotides long. RefSeq names its product Ankyrin repeat family. NCBI's taxonomy places the organism in Eukaryota, Parabasalia, Trichomonadida, Trichomonadidae. Gene Ontology annotation, molecular function: protein binding. The transcript has a single exon. The coding region runs from base 1 to 3072 and encodes 1023 amino acids. The record is from RefSeq and is a predicted model, not a curated record.